This is a messenger RNA of Lachancea thermotolerans CBS 6340, 1923 nucleotides long. RefSeq names its product Ptr3p (gene PTR3). NCBI's taxonomy places the organism in Eukaryota, Fungi, Ascomycota, Saccharomycetes, Saccharomycetales, Saccharomycetaceae. Bases 1 to 1923 code for a protein of 640 amino acids. The record is from RefSeq and is a predicted model, not a curated record. The transcript has a single exon. Gene Ontology annotation, molecular function: protein binding.
AUGGAUGUAAAUCAGGUGUUGUCAGAGUUUGAACAAAACCUAUUUUUGCCUCGUGAGCUCAUUUCAUGUGAGAAGGAACAAGAACGGUACAGAUUCACUGUUAAGUACGGGAUUGUUAGCGAUGCCUUGGUGCUUAUCUGUGGUUGCAUUAUUUCUCAAGCGCUUUAUGAAGAGCUGAAACGAGACUACCAAAACGAAGCUUGUUGUCCAAUCUGCCAAAAACUUCCUCUAUCAUCAAUCGGUCCUGUGAAACCGCUGAGAAUUCUUUAUGAUCAGCUGCAAUACUUCAAGCGAGAACAAGCCGAGCUUGUUGAAGCGGCGCCAACACAAAAUACAAAAUCAGAGUCACAGCAACAAAACUUAAUAUCUUUGUUCCACAGUGUAGCUUCUGAAGUUGGCGACUCCAAUGAGUUCGAGGCGACUGAGGUUCAUUCUCUUGACAACGUUUCCAAUACUCGAACGAUGCCUAUUCAAGACUCAAGCUCCACGUCAGUGCCUAUAGCAAUAACGGAAUCACCGCCUUCAGUACAACUGUCUCAGCUUGAUGAAAAGAAGGAGUUUUAUUUCGCCAAGUGCUUUCCCAUGUACCGAAAAAGAACCCAAUACAAUACACAUAGCAGGUUUCUACGCACAAAGAGCAGGCAGUUUAUCAACACAGCUAUUAGUCCCGACUGUACAAAGUUUGCCCUAAUUACGGAACAUAAAUGGGAAGUGUACCAGAUAUCGCGCUACAGAAAAAGAGACGGGCAGAACAAAGAAAAGGACUUUGCCAAGAAACUUGGAAAAUACGCACAGAAUAAAAAAGAUCGCUCAGGAAGUUCAGAAUGUGUGGAGCUUCUUUUUUGCGGGAAGGUCUCUGGCGAGUAUGGCCCCUCAUUCGACGAGUUGUCUCUGCCCGAAGAUUUGGAUUCGUUAAUUCCUCUGAGCGGAAAGCAGCGGAAAAGCUCCCAAUCCUCUAUUGACGAUCACUCCAACACUUGGGAACAUCUAUACUGCAAACUUUCCAACGAACUGCUUGUCAUUUCAGGUUCAAAAGGCCAUUUCAGAGUUUUUGAUUUGAACAAUGGCGGGGUACCCCUUUACACUUACGCAUCUUCUUUUCCAAUAAGGUGCAUUGAAAUCGAUCCCAAAAGCACAAUUAUUGCAUGUGGAAUUACAGGGAGUGAUAGAGCGAGUGGAGCCGAACAGGCCCUUAUCCUGUUUCAUCAAAUCGAGAAGGACAUUAUAACACAGACAAGUGUCAACUCAGAAGUUGCCCGUUACAAAUUCAGCCCCCCAAUAACCACCACUCUUCCUUAUCGUGACCCCAUCAAUACCCUACAGUUCUCGCCAGAUAGUGCGUACAUUUCAUGCUCGACCGCGCUUGAAUCAAGGUUCCUUGUUAUCUCGCUUCGGCGGAUCCACGAGCCUCGUUUGGUUAUGAAGUCACUUCGGUCAAUCGACACGUCCUUGGAAUCCGAAGGAAUUACUGACACCAAAAUGUUUCCUGGAAAUUCCAACCUUAUGUGUGUUACCUCCGUGGCAUUUAAUGCACCUCCAAUCGUAAUAAACACAAAAAUUCAAACAAUAAAUGGCAUGCAAAGCGUUGCUCAGCCCACGAUGCUUCUGAGGCUUGAUGAACUUGGCUCUAAAAUACACAAAUGCGAGAUCUCUCCAAGAAACGACUCAAUAGCAUUUUUAGACCGCAAUGGUACGGUUUACAUCAUGUAUGCACCAACUCUUCUGGACAACGAGAAAAGAAGAAUUGUAUCAGUGGAGGUUGCUGCAAACGCCUACAGAAUGCGGGAAGCUGCUUCGCUUAGGUUUAGUGCUGAUGGUCAUAAACUCUUCAUUUUGGAUAGAAAAGGUAUUAUAUACAUCGAGGAUUUCGCAUACGGUUUACCGCAGGAUGAAGAAGUUACGAAGUGUAAGCAGAUUAAUUAA